Messenger RNA from Phoenix dactylifera (date palm), 1410 nucleotides. Lineage: Eukaryota; Viridiplantae; Streptophyta; Magnoliopsida; Arecales; Arecaceae. The record is from RefSeq and is a predicted model, not a curated record.
UCGAGCACAACCGGAACCCCCUGGACUCCACGAGCGGCGAUCCCAGCAGCAGCAGCAGCAGCAAUAGCACGGCCGGCGCCACCAACAACGGCGGGAGUGUACGGCAAUGCGACCGGGUCGGUGUUCCCCCGCGGCGGCGGAAGCAGCGAGUACACGGGGCUCCAGGACGAGCUGGUGCUAAUGCUGGUGUUCCGGUCGCUCAACUGGGACCCCCACCUAGUGUGUGUCGCCGCCUGCGUCUCCCGCCGCCUCCGCGCCGUCGCCAACCGCGUCCUCUGGCGCGAGGUCUGCAUAUCCCGCGCCCCCCGCAUGGUCUCCGCCCUCACCGCCGGCGGCGCCACCCGCAUCGUCGGCGGGUGGCACGCCAUCGCGAAGCUCCUCUUCUUCUGCUGCGGCUGCGCCGCCCCCACCCGGUUCUUCCCCCUCCCCGACCCCCGCCACCCGACCCCGGGCCACUUCUCCCCCGUCUCCCGCUUCUCCAAGACCUCCGGUCGCUCCUUCCUCUCCCGCCGCUGCUGGGGCGACCUCCUCUACGUCUCCGACCCCUGCGAGCACACCGCCGCCGCCGCCGCCCGCUCCGACGAGGACCUCGGCGCCUACCGCGGAGUCUUCCGGGGCUUCAUACGGUCGAGGACCCGGGCGUAUCUCAUCAGCCGGCAGGCGGAGCUGGAGUCCCGGGUGCGCUGCACCUACUGCGGCGCCCGGGUCUGGAGCAUGACCGCCGCCGGCCUCGUCCCCCGCAGCGCAUCCCGCCGCCUCGGUUCCCACGAGGGCGACCUUGAGUACUUCGUCUGCGUCAACGGCCACCUCCACGGCUUCUGCUGGCUCGCCCACUUAUCCUCCUCCUCCGAGGAUGAUGAAGGUUACGGCGGCGGCAGCAACGACAGCGACGACGAAGAGGAGAUUGGAUAGAUCAAGACAUUGACGUCCGCUGCUGAUGUGUUAGGUUGUCUGUUUUGAACGAGACAAAGUAGGUGGUUAGGCGAUGUAGGUUUAUUUUUCGUGUGCUAUCCUCUCUUCUUCUUCGAUUUGCCUGCUCUGUUUUGUCCUCCCGCUCCCCUGCUUCUUCUGAAUCCAAAAAUAAAAAGGAGCCUCGCGUGGGCUCUCUACCCUUGUUUUAUGUGCUUGUUCUUGUCUCGUACGAUGGGUGGCACUGUGAGCGUUUGUCUCUCUCCUGUUUUUCCGCCGAGACUCGGGAGCAACAGGGGAUGCUCUGUUUUUUUUAUUGGAUUGGGAAUUUGGAAUUUUGGAUACGAGGUGUGAUGUGGAGCUGCCACGUGGGUCUUGAUGCGACGGUUAAGUUGGGAUCAUCUGUGAGUUUAAGUUCGUUCUCGUGUUGUAAGAUUACGAGAUAAUAUCUCUGAGCAUUGUUAGGGAAUGAAUGCAUCCUAAGUUGAAUCUGAUUCCAGA